UCUGAAAAAUGGCUUUACAUUGUCAUAUCUAGUACUGUGAUGCUUUCUCAAAUAACACAUUUUUCCCCUCUUUGCAGAGAUGAAGAACUGGACAGAAGUGUCUGAAUUCAUUCUCCUGGGUCUAACAAAUGAUCUCAGGUUGCAACGAGUUCUCUUCACACUUUUCCUGCUGCUCUAUGUAGCCUGUUUAUUAGGAAAUGGGGCCAUUCUGGCAGUCACCAUGGCUGAGCCUCGGCUCCACACCCCCAUGUAUUUUUUUCUGGGAAACCUUUCUUGUUUGGAUAUAUGCUACUCUACAGUGACUGUGCCAAAAAUGCUAAGUGGCUUCCUUUUAAAGCAACACUCUAUCUCCCUUAUCAGCUGCCUCACUCAGCUGCACUUCUUCCACUUUCUGGGCUGUAGUGAGGGUGUUCUUCUGGGUGUCAUGGCAUGUGACCGCUAUGUAGCUAUUUGUAAUCCUCUGCGUUAUACUAUCAUCAUGGAUAAAUGGGCUUGUGUUAUGCUAGCUGGGGCCACUUGGGCCGCUGGCUUUUUUUAUGCCUUGACGCAGACAGUGGUGACCUCUCAGCUAUGUUUCUGUGGCCCUAAUCUUGUCCUGCAUCUUUUUUGUGACAUCAAACCGCUUCUCAUGUUAGCAUGCAGUAGUACAGCACUCAAUUUUAUCCUGCUGAAAGUUGUCACUGGUUCAAUUGCUUUCUGUUUGCUUUUUUUCACUCUUCUCUCCUAUUUUUACAUAAUCUCCUUCCUCUUCCUUAAACUCCAGUCAUGGCAGAACCGUUGGAAAGCCUUCUCCACCUGUGCAUCUCACCUGACUGUUGUGGCGAUCUUCUACAUUCCAGUAGUGUCCAACUACAUGCUUGCUUCUGCCAGUAGCUCUUCUGAGAAAGACCUAAUCAUCUCUUUGUUAUACACUGUAGUUACACCAGUUUUUAAUCCUCUGAUUUACUGUUUGAAGAAUCAAGAAGUCAAAUCUGCUAUAAGGAAGAUUCUAACUCAAAAUGCCCUAUUUAAAUGGGCCUGAAUACUUCUUCUUUUGGAGAAGAUGAAAAAUGGUGAUGAGUAUCUUCAGAGCGCUUCAAUAGCUUUGUAUGUUUAAAUACAGUUACAUACAAUACACUUCUCCACAGUCCCGAUUUUGCAGUGAUUGCCAUGGACCAGGGUAUUUGGUGGGUAAGUCUCAAUGCAGAUAAUACAGUAGCUUUCAUUGUGGAAGAUUACUCUGGAAUCUGAUAGGCUUUGAUUCUACUUGAUUCUAUAUAUGGGGCUAUUUGAGAGUAAGUGUCAGCACCUGAUCAUUCGAGCAUUCACACAAUCACAGUCAGGAGGCUGGGAUUCCUUUAACUGUUUUAAUGAAGCAUAAUGAAUGGUACAGAAGGCAAGCUGCGAAUAAAGAUUUCCUGCUCAAACCUAACUUAAAACUACAUUCCCUUAGUUAGUCCCCUUUCCCAUGAAACCAUGUUACUCCCCCUCCCAUCCAGAUGGUAUUCCUGGCAUAUCUCAACCCCAUGUCCUUGAUGUGCUCCAUAGCCAUAAUAAACCACUUCACACUCCAACUUCACACCCCCUCCCAUCUGGCAACAUGAGAGAAGGAAAUGAUGGGAGAUGCUCCAAUAAGGGUUUCUGUGAAAUCUUUGAUUGGGGAAUCUGACAUACUGCCCCCCCCCCAAGAAAGACUAAAAAACAUUAAUCAGAUAUCAAAUAAAUGAAGCAAUGAGGCUAGGAAGGAAAGGGCUUAGAAGGAUACUUAGCAUGAAACUUUUUGUUUAAAAGAGGAGCAUUAACAUGACAUGCAUUAACCCACUCAGGAUCUAGAAAAUGCUUCCAUUGAAUCAAGUACUAUAAUGAUUUGUGAAAAAUAUGAGAGUCCAGAAUGUCUUUAAUUUCAAAAUGCUGAUGGCUAUCGAUCAUGAUGGGUGGAGGGGUUGCUGCAGGCUGGUGCCACUUAGAAUGGUCUG
Messenger RNA from Candoia aspera, 1955 nucleotides. RefSeq names its product olfactory receptor 12D1-like. Gene Ontology annotation, biological process: G protein-coupled receptor signaling pathway. Gene Ontology annotation, molecular function: olfactory receptor activity; odorant binding; G protein-coupled receptor activity. The transcript has a single exon. Gene Ontology annotation, cellular component: membrane. Lineage: Eukaryota; Metazoa; Chordata; Lepidosauria; Squamata; Candoiidae. The record is from RefSeq and is a predicted model, not a curated record. Bases 80 to 1021 code for a protein of 313 amino acids.